GUCAUCGCGCAGCUCACGUCUCCAUUCGAUAACAGUAAAGAUGGCGCAGGAGUUGGGCCAUGGAAAGGGACUUUUCCUCGGUGUUUGACCGCGACAGUAUUGCUCCUGUUAUCAAAACGUCUCACUCAAAUUAAACAAUCUUGAGGGUCCACGAUGGCCCACCGGUACCUCCGGCUAUCGGAGGGGUGCAGGCACCUGCUGAGACGCCUGCUGCCGCCCCAGGUCGCAGUGGCUCCGAGCACUUCGCGCCUGGUGCUAAGUCCCACCGGGAGCCGGGCCGUAGCGGAGGGAGAUACCGUGCUAGCCGCGGUACUAGGAGCUGUGAGACGUUUCUGCGCCAAACCUCCGAAAGGGUUCGAGAAGUACUUCCCCGAGGGCAAGAAGACACCGUCCAGCGCUGAAGCGGCCAAAGAGGCCAAGCCAAGCAAUGGGCCGAAAAGCUCUGGGAGAUCGGGAGGAGGAGGGGGAGGGGCCUCGGGAGGAGGGGGAGGAGGAAAGAGAGGAGCCCGGAAAGAGGACUCCACUUGGCAGAGUCGUCUGCAGAAGGGUGAUGUGCCUUGGGACGACAAGGAAUUCCGACUGGUCCUCCUGAGCGCGGUCGCGUUCGGGGGCACCGUCACGUACCUGCUCCGGGACGGAGGCCGCGAGGUCACCUGGAAGGACUUUGUCAACAACUGCCUCGCCAAAGGAACGGUGGAGCGGCUGGAGGUGGUGAACAAGCGCUACGUCAAAGUGGUGUCCACUCCGGGGACGCCCGUCGAUGGGUACGUGUGGUUCAACAUCGGCAGCGUGGACACGUUCGAGAGGAACCUGGAGACGGCGCAGUACGAGCUGGGCAUCGAGGGGGAGAAGCGGCUGCCCGUGGUCUACUCCACGGAGAGCGACGGAACGUUCCUACUGAGCAUGCUCCCCACGGUGCUGAUCAUCGGCUUCCUGCUCUUCAUGGUGCGGCGGGGGCCGGGCGGGGCGGGGCGUCCGGGGGGGGGCAUGGGCGGGCUGUUCAGCGUGAGCGAGACCACGGCCAAGGUGCUGCGGGAGGAGAUCGAGGUGAAGUUCAAGGACGUGGCGGGCUGCGAGGAGGCCAAGCUGGAGAUCAUGGAGUUCGUCAACUUCCUGAAGAACCCCAAGCAGUACCAGGACCUGGGGGCCAAGAUCCCCAAGGGGGCCAUCCUAACGGGGCCCCCCGGCACGGGGAAGACCCUCCUGGCCAAGGCCAGGGGGGAGGCAGACGUCCCGUUCAUCACCGUCAACGGCUCAGAGUUCCUGGAGAUGUUUGUGGGCGUGGGCCCCGCCCGGGUAAGAGAUCUGUUUGUCCUGGCGAGGAAGAACGCGCCGUGCAUCCUCUUCAUCGACGAGAUCGACGCGGUGGGUCGGAAGAGGGGGAGGGGGAACUUCGGGGGCCAGAGCGAGCAGGAGAACACCCUGAACCAGCUGCUGGUGGAGAUGGACGGCUUCAACACGGCCACCAACGUGGUGGUCCUGGCCGGGACCAACCGACCCGACAUCCUGGACCCUGCGCUGAUGCGGCCCGGCCGCUUCGACCGGCAGAUCUACAUCGGCCAUCCCGACAUCAAGGGCCGGUCGUCCAUCUUUAAGGUCCACCUCCGGCCUCUGAAGCUGGACCAGAAGAUGGACAAAGACGCUCUGGCCAGGAAGAUGGCCGCCCUCACACCUGGGUUCUCAGGCGCUGACAUCGCCAACGUGUGCAACGAGGCGGCGCUGAUCGCUGCUCGCCAUCUGGCGGACUCCAUCGACCAGAAGCACUUUGAGCAGGCCAUCGAGAGGGUGAUCGGAGGUCUGGAGAAGAAGACCCAGGUCCUUCAGCCCGAGGAGAAGAAGACGGUGGCCUAUCACGAGGCGGGACACGCCGUGGCGGGCUGGUACCUGGAGCACGCCGACCCGCUGCUCAAAGUCUCCAUCAUUCCGCGGGGGAAGGGUCUGGGCUAUGCCCAGUACCUGCCCAAGGAGCAGUACCUGUACACGGCGGAGCAGCUGCUGGACAGGAUGUGCAUGACUGGGGGACGCGUGGCCGAGGAGAUCUUCUUUGGACGCAUCACCACCGGGGCGCAGGAUGACCUCCGCAAGGUCACGCAGAGCGCCUACGCCCAGAUCGUCCAGUUCGGGAUGAACUCGAAGGUGGGCCAGGUGUCGUUCGACCUGCCGCGGCAGGGGGAGAUGGUGCUGGAGAAGCCCUACAGCGAGGCCACCGCGCGGCUGAUCGACUCGGAGGUGCGCGGCCUCAUCAACGACGCCUACCUGCGCACGCAGGCGCUGCUGGUGGAGAAGAAGUCGGAUGUGGAGAAGGUGGCGCUGCGGCUGCUGGAGAAGGAGGUGCUCAACAAGGAGGACAUGGUGGAGCUGCUGGGCCCACGGCCCUUCGCCGAGAAGUCCACCUACGAGGACUUUGUGGAGGGGACGGGGGGCUCGGAGGAGGACACCUCCCUCCCGGAGGGCCUGAAGGACUGGAACAGGGAGAGGAAGGAGGAGCCGGAGGAAAGCCAGGAGGAGCAGGUUGCGCGGCAGAUCUCCAAGGACAUGCCCUUUUAAAGACCCUCCCCACACUCCUCCACCAAUCAGGAGGGUGCUGACGUCAUGGGACACCUUUUUCAUGAGGCCGGGGCGCACGGACUGGGAGCUCCAGGAAGGACUGGCCCAGUGCUCUCGCCUGCUGCCCAGAGAGAGAGCGAAGGACUGGGGGAGCGAGAGAGUCAAGCCCCCCAAACACCACCUCCACCAGCUCCACCACCUGCGUUCAGCUAGAGUUGUACCUGAGUUACUUAUUCAGAUGGUACCAUGAAAACUAUGAAUUAGUGAGAAUGAUGCUCUGUCACACGAAAUACUACUCCUUCUCCUCUUCUCUGGUGGAGGAGGAGGCUUUUAAGGAGAUUCUCGAGGACAUGGAUGUUAACUGGUGACCAAUGAAAUCUAGGGAAAAGCUGGCUGUAUUUUGAAGUCAAUUUUCAAGUCGUACCACCUUGUUGAAUUAUUGGCUGUCUUUUGUCAAACCAUUAUUUUUCAUCAAAUCGUAUAUAAAAAACUGUCGUAAAUGCAAAAAGAAUGUAAACCGGUCUCCAGGCGGUUACAUGGUUGUCUUUGUGUUGUACGUGGUUUAAGUUAAAUGGAGGAAUCGCCGUGAAGAAGAUAUUGAUCAGGCUCAUGGGUGGUGUGUGGUUCUUUUGAAAGCUGGGGCUUGCAGUAACCUUUAAAUGUUUCUCACCUGGUUUGCUCUGGUUCUGCCAUAAAACACUUAUAUGACAGCUGUGUCUGUUCUUGCAAUAAACUGCUGAAAACACUGA
Messenger RNA from Gadus morhua (Atlantic cod), 3296 nucleotides. RefSeq names its product AFG3-like protein 2. Gene Ontology annotation, cellular component: m-AAA complex; membrane. Gene Ontology annotation, biological process: mitochondrial protein processing. Gene Ontology annotation, molecular function: metalloendopeptidase activity; ATP hydrolysis activity; ATP-dependent peptidase activity. The record is from RefSeq and is a predicted model, not a curated record. Lineage: Eukaryota; Metazoa; Chordata; Actinopteri; Gadiformes; Gadidae.